AGAAAAAAGAAAAAAAGAAAAGAAAAAGGAAAACAGAGGAGGAGUCAACAAUGGCCUAAAAUUAUAUAACUUGGCCAAGAGAAUUCCUAGCCUCAAAAUUUUGUUAUUCUCCACAAUUUUCUCUUCCUUCAAAAGCCUGCCUUUCAUGUUUUCCCCAUAAUCAAGGAUCUCCCUCUUCUCUCCUAUACUCCCAUUUCUCCCUUUUCUUUUCUUCUCUUUCUCUUUUCACAAGGGCUCCCUGUCUCUAAUUGGAGGACACCAUGGCAAAUUCGGCAUCUGGAAUGGCGGUGAAUGAUGAGUGUAAGCUCAAGUUCUUGGAGCUAAAAGCAAAGAGGAACCACAGGUUCAUUGUAUUCAAGAUUGAGGAGAAGAUUCAGCAGGUGGUGGUUGAGAAGCUUGGAAGCCCAGACGAAAGCUAUGAUGCUUUCACCUCCUCUCUCCCUGCUAAUGAAUGUCGCUAUGCUGUCUUUGAUUUUGAUUUUACCACUGAUGAGAACUGCCAGAAAAGCAAGAUUUUCUUCAUUGCAUGGGCACCGGAUACAUCGAGGGUGAGAAGUAAGAUGCUGUAUGCGAGCUCCAAGGAUAGAUUCAAGAGGGAAUUGGAUGGAAUUCAAGUCGAGUUGCAAGCAACGGAUCCAAGUGAAAUGAGCCUUGACAUUGUAAAAUCACGGGCACUGUAAACACUCAUCUUGCUCCUCUUCUCCUGCAUCCAUCUCUGCUGCCUCUCCCCAGUACCGUUACGUUUUGUGAGCAUUAUUUACAUAUAUAUCUUUUUGUUUUCUGGUUCAUGGGUUUAUACUAAACCAUGCAGUGUAAUGUAAUACUAUGAAUGCUUCUGCCUUUUUAGUACUCUUCUUGUUUUGUGACAAACUAUAUAUUUUUUAGCACAUACCUAAUAUCAUGUUUUCACAUAUAUAUGAGUUAUGCAAUUACGUACAUGUAAGUCCUAGAUUAUUUAGUGCGAUGGAUGCAUUU
This is a messenger RNA of Vitis vinifera (wine grape), 975 nucleotides long. Its product is annotated as actin-depolymerizing factor 1. Gene Ontology annotation, cellular component: cytoplasm; actin cytoskeleton. The record is from RefSeq and is a predicted model, not a curated record. NCBI's taxonomy places the organism in Eukaryota, Viridiplantae, Streptophyta, Magnoliopsida, Vitales, Vitaceae. The transcript is spliced from 3 exons. Gene Ontology annotation, molecular function: actin filament binding. Gene Ontology annotation, biological process: actin filament depolymerization. The coding region runs from base 261 to 680 and encodes 139 amino acids.